GCUACUUUUAGGUACCAGCCUAGCGACAUUUGAAGAUCCGAGUUGGCAACGCUGAUGACCCACUGUGACGUGUAGUGGCCGGGUCGUCUCUUUAACUCAGUACUGUGGCACCAACCUCCUUUAUAUCAUCAUGUCAUCUCAGGUACACGAAUUCUCGGUUGAAAUGACUUGUGAAGGCUGUUCUGGUGCUGCAAAACGAGUACUCGACAAACUUGGUGAUAAAGUUUCAAAUGUGGAUAUUGAUCUUCCAAACAAGAAGGUAACUGUUACCAGUGUUCUGUCAGCAGAGGAGCUCACUGAGACAUUGAAGAAGACUGGCAAGGAAGUGACACUGAUUGGGUCAAAGAGUGCUUGAGGAGGGAUGUCCUGUCGAGUAGUAGGUGUUCGUGAUAAUCACCUGAUCAAAUCGUUAUUAGAUGGGAUUUCAUAUUUUUGUCAUUUGUAAGAAAAUUUCCUUCUUGUUUAAUUAAUGUGUUCACUGUACCAGUAAAAUAUGUGUCACCAAAAGUUCACUAAUGAGUAGUUAUUUGUUUAUAAUAAUGGCUGCUAGUGCUAAAAUUAUUAAUGUCAUCGGAUGUACAAUAUUCAUGUUCUCUGCUUUACAAGCUAUUUCAUAUGUUUUUUGAGUGUGAUCCAUGUACUGUAUAAGCUGAUAACCACAUAGGAAAAAAGAAAAGACAAAGUUCCCAAGUGUUUUAGUGCACUUCACAUCUUCAGGGGUGAGAAGUCUAUAGUUGCCCCUGAAGAUGUGAAUUAAAUGAAAGCGCUUAGGAACUUUUUCUUUUUUUCCUGUAUGUAUACUGUAUAUCUUGCAGUCUUGUUUCACCAGCAAGCAGAAGUUGUAACAUUUUUUUUUAUUACAGUACAUGUAUUUAUAUACAGUAUGUAUACAGUACCUGUACUGUAUCUACAGUAUCUUGGUAAUUUUCUUACUAAAUUCCAUUUAACCAAUUUUUUUUUGGUGUACUGUAUUUGUGUCUUUACCCACUAUAUCCCCUGAAAUACAGUACAGUACAGUAUAUGAUAGUAGCCAUUGAAUGCAUUCUUGUAGCUAAUUUUUCAUGAUUAUUAUUUAAAUCGGUUUAAUUUGUGCAACAUUACUGUAUUCCCAAUUGUGCAACAUGUUUUAGCUGUUGAAGAACAACUUAAAGAAAUAUUCCAAAAGAUAUUGUUUACAUGUAAACUCAUCAGAAUUUCUAAAUGUUACAUUACCUUCCAAAGGAAAUCAUUGGUGCCAUUACCUUCCAAAGGAAAUCAUGUGAAAAGUAGGCUACUAUGGUACAUGUACAGUAUAUUAAAAAAAAUGGUAGCAAGGAGCAACAUACAUACACAAGUCAGAACCUGCCUGUGGGAUUUAUGAUGAGAUCCCAAUGUGAAUACUCAAGUGCAGCUUCCUUAACGUACCGGGUAUGCAUAUUUGUACAAUAACUAAACUAGUAAAAUUUGGAGUGAAGGCACCACCCAGUCACUGUACAGCAGCAUGAAAUGGGUGAGGUGGCCCUGAUGGAAAAUUUUAGUCAUGUGUUCAGGUGGAUUAAUGUAAUGUGAAUUAGGAAAGAUCUUUGGAAAUGUAAUCUGGUUUAAUUUUUUGAGUGACUUCUUACAUAGAUUAUAAUAUGACAAUAACUUCGAAAGAAAUUGGGAACUCCUAGUAAAAGCAACAACCUUCUAUACGGUAGCUAAUUAAUAUACCUUCACAAUAUGAUAAGCCUCAAGGUUGCUUUCAUGAGAUGUUUGAAUAUGAAAAGGUGAGUAAUCAAGACAUUUUAUAAAACUGUUGUCUUACUGAUGUAGCUGGGUUUGCAUUUGAUUGGAACCUCUACAGUGAUGAAUAAUCUGGUUGUAAAGGUUUGGUUUGAGACCCAUAGAUGAAGGCUUUAUAUGUAUUUUAAGACGGAUUUAUAAUUUGUAUUGAAAACAUUUGUUUCCUUGUAAUGGUUUAUGAAAGCAUUGUAGUGUCAUUGUUAGCUGUAAUUUGGGCAUUCAUUAUUGUAGAACUUUUUUCAAAAAUCUCAACAUUAUUCAAAUUUAUAAUACAUUGAGAAAUUAAGCUUUAUAUUGAAUUUCACCCACAUCCUGCUGUACAUUAUAGCCCUUACUAAAGCAUUUAAUUCAUAAUGUCUAUGUUAAUCAAUUACCACAACAUUUUAAUAGACAGAUUUUUAAUGUUCUCUGAAAAAUUUUUGCCUUACCAAAUCAUUGUAUUAUAUUUUGUGGGUACAUCAUCAUAUGGUUAAGAUACACUUUCUUUGGUUAGCAUGACUUCAUAUUUAGCUGUUAAUGGAAUAGAGAAAAAGUUGAAAGGAGAUAAAUGUAAUAAAGUACUAUAGUGCUGGAACACAUACUCUCACUCUCUCCCUCUGUGCACUGUGCCUUACCUGCAUCACUUGUCAUUCUUAAACAAACACAAUUUUGCACAAAUAAAAGUAAAACAAAAAAUAA
Homarus americanus (American lobster) is the source of this 2442-nucleotide messenger RNA. RefSeq names its product copper transport protein ATOX1-like (gene Atox1). The transcript is spliced from 3 exons. Gene Ontology annotation, molecular function: copper chaperone activity; metal ion binding. Bases 131 to 355 code for a protein of 74 amino acids. NCBI's taxonomy places the organism in Eukaryota, Metazoa, Arthropoda, Malacostraca, Decapoda, Nephropidae. The record is from RefSeq and is a predicted model, not a curated record. Gene Ontology annotation, cellular component: cytosol. Gene Ontology annotation, biological process: copper ion transport.